AUGCUGGGAAGGGAUCAAACAGAUUUUAUGGGGGCGCUUCAUGAUUUUCAUGCUAGUAGUAAGUUUGAGAAAAGUCUCAAUGCCACUUUCAUUGCCCUCAAUUCAAAGAAACCUAGGGCUAUUGAUCUUAAGGACUUUAACCCUAUCAGUCUUGUAUGUGGAGUUUACAAGAUUAUCGCUAUAGUCUUAGCCAACAGGUUAAGAAGGGUUGUGGAGAAGAUUGUCUCGAAGCCUCAUAACACUUUUGUCAAAGUUAGGCAAAUCCUUGAUUCCGUGCUCAUUGCUAAUGAAUGUCUAGAUAGUAGGAUUAAAUCUGAUAAGCCAGGGGUGAUUUGCAAGCUGGAAAUUGAGAAGGCCUACGAUCAUGUCAAUUGGGAUUACUUGCUUUAUUGA
Molecule: messenger RNA, 393 nt
Organism: Alnus glutinosa
Lineage: Eukaryota; Viridiplantae; Streptophyta; Magnoliopsida; Fagales; Betulaceae
Exons: 1
Coding region: 1-393 (130 amino acids)
Source: RefSeq, a predicted model, not a curated record